UUUGCGUGAGACUCUUGUGGUGUUCUGUUCGAAAUGACCCGUCGUUCAUCGAGACUAAAGUGCGUGAGCGUUACCUGGACUUGCUAGCACAGGGUGGUUCCGAGAAGCAGAGUAGUGUUGCUCUGGUGUCUAGGCCUGAGAGGAAGAAGGGUCGCAUCAAGAAACAGCACAACAAGCCGAAGUCUAACUCUGAGUCUGAUUCAUCCCAGAAGAAGUCAUUUCAGGGGAAGUGUUUCAAGUGUGGGGAGAAGGGUCACAUGAAGAUCGACUGCAAGGCUCGCAUCAUCCCUCAUCCCUCCCAGACUGGAAAAUCCGAGGCCGACGAGGGUGAGAGCGGUGAGAAAUUUGACUUUCGCGAUCUGAUGUGUCUAGUUGCUGACAUCCCAGAGUACCUCAAAUACGGCGAUGACGAUGACUUGUUUAUUGCCUACAGCGAACUAGUGAUCCUAACAGCGUUUGACCAGCUGAGCAGCAUGAUGUAUGAUGUUUCCGGUCUGAAGUUUCUAAUGACGUCGCGGGAAGAUUUGGUUAUGAGGGCUAUCAGCGAUGAUAUGAUCCUGAAAGCUGUCAACAAGUCUAGAUAUGUCGAGGAUUGGUAUGCUGACACCGGCACUGCUUUUCACAUGACUGAUUCCCUCUCUUGCAUGAAAGACUUGAAGCCUUGCCACAAAAGUGUGAAUGGGAUUGGUGGCGUGUCUUGUGAGGUAGCAUUCUCUGGAACGCUGGAGUUGGUGUUUGUGACUGCUGACAGUGAAUUUUCCGUGGAGUUGAAGAAUGUGUUGUACUCUCCAAACUUAGGGCUAAAGUCUUUUUGGGCAUGUGCAGUUACCUAAGACUGAUAAACUCUGGGCUGAGGCUAUGCACUGGGCUUGCGAAGCGAUGAAUCACACCGCGUGUUCUGCUAACCCCGACUCUAUGUCGCCUUAUGAAAUGUGGUAUGGUGAACCUUGUCCCGCUAGACCGUAUCCGUUUUUGAAGCCAGCGUACUGCAGGU
Messenger RNA from Ectocarpus sp. CCAP 1310/34, 994 nucleotides. The record is from the annotation of a GenBank genome assembly. NCBI's taxonomy places the organism in Eukaryota, Phaeophyceae, Ectocarpales, Ectocarpaceae.